CCUGUUGCUUUGGGUGUUAUCGGAAGAAAUUUUCGAUGAAAAUUUUUAAUGGUGUCCCCAAGAAAUGGCUUGAAGUCAUGUGAUACACUGCUGAGUAGAGGCUGGCUUUACGCGUGUCAACUGAGAAAUAUUAAAGAGUCUUCCCUGGAGAGAUUGCUUGAGUUUGAUCCUGUACUUCUGUAAGGCCACAGACAGGACAGAGGCUGUAAUCCCUAAACGACGUCGUACCGAUAACACUGGAGACUGGCGACAAGACUAAUGGGGACACGGAGAUAACACGCAUGACGUCAACCACGAGAAAACCGACCAGUAUUGCCUGGCUCUUUAAGAUAAAGAUGGCUCCUGGGGAAUCGGCAAGAAUAUCGGAGAAUCAAUCGCUGUUGUGGCGUAAAGAUAUGAAACAGCAAUACUGUAUGUCAGGAUGAAGACUAUUUCACUUUUAUCAAUUAGUUCACAGACAAUACUGCUGUGAAUCAGAUAAAAGCCAGCGAUUCAUCGUUGCCGGGUUUCAAAAAUAUAUCGAAAUGGCCUCGAUUACGAAGCGUUUUCUGCGAGGCACAUCUCUUUUGGAAUGUUUGGUAUCUUCAGUAACGUUGUGGGUGUCGGUGUUCGCUUUCUUGCUAUCAUCAAGAACUGAAGCCAAGCAAGACCUUUACAUCGGUGGGUUCUUCCCGUUAGAUAACGUCAAUUGGGAUGCAGCGGGUUUGAUUCCGGCGGCGGAAAUGGCGAUUGCAGAUGUAAAUAAGCGAACAGACCUACUGGCGGACUACGAGCUCCAGAUGGAAUGGAACAACACUAAGUGUGACGCUGGAGUAGGCAUGGCCAGCCUCUUCGAUCAAAUUACAGCCAGUACGAGGAAGGUGAUGUUGCUGGGCGCGGGCUGCACUCUGGUAACGGGCCCCAUGGCGGAGACGGCACAGUACUGGAAUCUCGUACAGGUCUCCCAUUCCUCAUCCUCACCUAGUCUCAACAACCGGGGUAAAUACCCCCUGCUCUUCCGCCUGUACCCUUCCGAGGAGUCGAUGAACUACCCGAGGCUGGCUCUGAUGAAACAGUUCGGGUGGAAGAAGGCCGCUUUGCUGCACUCCUCCGAGGGAGGGUUCUCUAUGGUAAUUCAGCACAUGCGAGACCUUCUCAUACAGAAUUCCAUGGUACCAAUGUUGUCGGAGAGUUUCACCGGCGACCCGACCUCAGCGCUUGAGAACAUUAAGGUAAAAGAGGCCAGGAUCAUCAUCGCCAAUAUGUUCGAGUCUACAGCACGUGGGGUUUUCUGUAAGGCACGGGGUUUAGGUAUGACAGGCCCUGGGUAUAUCUGGAUAAUUCCUGGAUGGUUCAGCGACGAAUGGUAUCUCGAGGACGAUACCACGUGCUCUCCGACGGAAAUGACCGAAGCUGUCUCCGGUUAUAUCUCCAUGGAGACGCAAGCUGUAGACGCAAGUGCUAAAGUUACAAACAGCGGACGGACGCCCGCUGGGUUUCUUGCCGACUACCAAACGGCGGUGGCUAGCACGAGCUACACUGCACACGACUUGGCUCCGUUUGCCUACGACUCCGUGUACACGAUCGCCCUGGCUCUCAACGCCUCUAUAAACCCUUUAGGACAGAUCGGGGCACGACUGGAGGAUUUUGAAUACACCAGGUCCGAUAUUGCUCACGUCUUCUUCACCGCUGUCAACAACUCCAACUUCGCAGGAAUUACGGGACCAAUUCGGUUUGACAUCAACGGAAAAAGACUCGGAUACACCAAAAUCGAGCAGCUGCAAGAUGGCGUGGAAGUCCCCAUAGCUACGUUCGACGAUUCUCUUCUGAGUUUUGUGAAGCUGAACGAGUCCGCUUUUAUCUGGUCGACUGAGAAUGGAGAACCGCCGCCAGAUGGCCCUCUGAUGGUAGAGGAAUGGCGGACCGUCUCACUUCCGCUCGUGAUCACCAUGACGGUGUUAGCUGUGGCUGGGGUACUAUUCGUCAUCUUCCUGCUCGUAAUAAACAUCAUGUACAGAGACAGACGUAUCAUGAAGUUAUCAGCCCAAACCUGAACUACCUUAUAUGCGUCGGCUGUUUCUUCAUGUACGACUACGUCAUUUUCCUGGGUCUGGAUUCCACGCUGCUCAAACUGGAUGAGAAGCCAUCAGCGUUCUUUUCUGUGACCUGUUUGGUAAAACAGUGGCUGCUACCCAUAUCAUUUUCCCUCACCUUUGGGGCUACAUUUGCCAAAGCCUGGAGAAUACACAGAAUAUUUUCCAAUUCAAAGAUGAAGAAACGAACAAUCCGAGACUCCCAGCUUAUGAUUAUAGUCAUGGUGCUACUCUUUAUCGACGCCAUUUUAUUGGUCACGUGGGACGUAAUAGACAGGCCAAUUGGCUCCAACAUCAGUCUACCACAGGAGUCCAAAGACCGUGACGUCGUCAUCCUUCCCCACAUAGAACACUGUUAUUGUCGGCAAGAAAACAUCUGGAUCGGGGUGUUUUCGGCUACAAGGGUUUACUACUGCUGUACGGAGCUUUCUUGGCGUGGGAGAAUCGUGUGGUAAAGAUAGACGUGCUAAGCGAUGCCCGAAAUAUUGGCAUCACCAUCUACAGCACUGUAGUACUAUGCUGUGUUGUGGCUCCAGUCGCCGUCGUGUUCAACGAGGAGUUAGACUUUGCUUACGCCAGUUUGGCCGGCAGUAUUAACUUUGCUACCACUGUGAUGUUAGCAUUGUGUUUUAUACCAAAGGUUCACAUUAUUUUCACGAACUCAGUAUCAACAGAAAAUAUCAUCGUGGCUAACAUGAUGACGAUGUCACAGCGACAGGGGGAGAUGAAUACAGAAGACAGGCUGAUAUCAGAGCUAAAGCAAAAGAUAAAAGAGCUCGAGACGGAAAAUAUCAGGUUAAAACAAAGUGGAAAAAUAUACAGUCCGAAGGCAAACACUGAGCGUCGAUUUAAAAACGACAACGGAUGUUCAUUGGUUAAAUACAGCAACAACAAAGGGACACAACUUGCGAUUGAGUCAGCAGUAGAUGAAAACACAGUUAUGUCGCCUGCGGAAGUAAACGGGCAAGGCUCGAGUAGCCAAUCAGAAAAACCUGACAGCACCACGUGAUGAAAAAGCGUACUUUGCAUAUUUCAUCGCUUUUGUUUUUAUUUUUUCUUUGUGGUUUUGUUUUUAAUUGUGUGUGUUUUGUUAUUGACAUAUCUUUUGCACGUUAGUGUAAACUUUUGUUACUCGUAAUGU
Liolophura sinensis is the source of this 3213-nucleotide messenger RNA. Its product is annotated as gamma-aminobutyric acid type B receptor subunit 1-like. Gene Ontology annotation, cellular component: G protein-coupled receptor heterodimeric complex; membrane. Lineage: Eukaryota; Metazoa; Mollusca; Polyplacophora; Chitonida; Chitonidae. Bases 525 to 2033 code for a protein of 502 amino acids. Gene Ontology annotation, biological process: gamma-aminobutyric acid signaling pathway; G protein-coupled receptor signaling pathway. The transcript has 17 exons. Gene Ontology annotation, molecular function: G protein-coupled GABA receptor activity. The record is from RefSeq and is a predicted model, not a curated record.